Molecule: messenger RNA, 3774 nt
Organism: Lentinula edodes (shiitake mushroom)
Lineage: Eukaryota; Fungi; Basidiomycota; Agaricomycetes; Agaricales; Omphalotaceae
Exons: 13
Coding region: 1-3774 (1257 amino acids)
Biological process (GO): nuclear envelope organization
Cellular component (GO): nuclear envelope; meiotic nuclear membrane microtubule tethering complex
Molecular function (GO): protein binding; protein-membrane adaptor activity
Source: RefSeq, a predicted model, not a curated record
AUGUCCAAUAAGAGAGGUCUUCACAAGUGGCGUUUCGUCAUGCCUGAGUCUUCUAUGGCAUCCAUUCCGAAGCGAACACCUCGCUCUCCUUCAUCACAUUCGUCGACACCGGCCUCGGCUGAACUCGAGGAACCUCGAGUUGAAGCGCGCACUAUCUCUUGGUCCAGUACCAUGACGCGAUACGCAGUGCAAAUCGUCACUCUGCUCAGCUUCAUUUCCGGUUGUGUCUAUCACGUUAGCAAAAACCUCAACAGUUACUUCCCCAGUGUACAUUUCCAUAUCCCGCCCCGUAUUCUUCUCUAUAUGUGUUAUCUUUCGCACAUCUUGUGUACAAUGCGCAUGUUUCUCCUACUCGAUGGCUCACCGGCGUGCGAUGGGGACUGUUUUCUUCAGCCUCUUACAGCGUCUCUUUCUAUGGAUCGAGUUCAGCAGCAGCGGCAGCGACUGACGGAGAAUGCACUAGACUACGCGUUAGCUCUUCGUGGUGGGGCCGUCUUGAUGGAUCUUACCUCUGACACUGCGGGAAUCACACCCCUUUCGCAGUGGCAGCGCUGGCUAAGUUAUGUGUCAACCUUCCCCGAUUACGCAGAUAAAGCACCUCCCUUGGCUGUCCUUGAGCAAGAGGUCCACGUAGGCUAUUGUUGGGCUUUCUUAGGGCCACGUGGACAUAUUGCUUUCGCUCUCUCGGAACCAAUCGUCGUCACUGAUUUUACCAUAUUCUACGCAAAUCCCGAUGAACUCACGACUAAGGAGCUCCAACAAGCUCCCAAGAUAAUUCAACUCUGGGCGUUGUCUGCACCAAAGUCUCCUCAGGAUGUAGUGCAACAAAAACUGGUUCCAUGGAAACACUUCGCCCAGACAAAUCGGAAGCCCUUACAACUCGGUUUUUCCAAUUCGUUCGAGCUUUUAGCCAAUGUCUCAUUCACUCUGCAACAAGGUACUAAGCAGACUUUCUCAGUUGAAUCACCAACAGAAAGCUUGACGACAGUGGUGGUCAUAGAAGUCUUAGAUAAUUGGGGAUCUGAGACUACCUGUCUAUACCGAAUUGCAAUUCAUGGCCAGAUACCCUCUGUCGAUAUCACCCAAUCACCCAGGCCAGUUUCUGCCAGCUCCUUAGUUGUUCAUUUCUGCAGCUCUAUGCCUGCAGGCAUUCAGCAUAUUCCCCCACCCGCUGUAUCCUCUCGCAAACCCGAAAUGCCCUUUCGAGACCAGAAGAUCGUUCAUCCACCCAAGGAAUCAUGUUACAAGUAUCUAUCAACUUUACUCUGGGCAGACUCUGGCAUUCCAGAAAGCAGUACCAAAUCUCGUGUAGAGAUUCAAGUCCGUGUCACGGUCGACUUGGCCGACCCAAGUUCAUCUAUAGACCCUCAUAUAUACGAUCGUGUUGGUUCGUGGAAAUGGCUUAAGCUCCCUCCGGGUACCGUACCCGCAAGCAGGGCAAAAUUGACUCAUGAAGCAAACCGUGUUACGAAGAUCGCUGCACGUGUGAGGCCUGCCCGCAAUUCAGAUGUCGACGAAGAAUAUCCUGAUGAUGCCAACAACUCUGGACCUGCGAGAAAGAGUUUUGCUUUUUUGGAAGAUACAAGCAGCAUCAUUCAGUUCAAUUACGCCGAAGUGUUUGGUGCCAACCUGGAGGCACGAAAGACUGAUGUCGGCGGGAAAAAGAGGGUCAAACCGUAUGACUCGUCUGCAAAACCAAACAGGAGCUCUUAUGAAACCAGCGUUGUAUCAAAUGCUCCUUCGCCCACUGCUUCAGAGCCACUAUCCAUCACCACCGCUCCCUCUUCUCCUUCGUAUCCACCACUGACUUCGGCUGAACCGCUCUCUGCAACUGAACUUCCUUCUCUGCAAUUUUCGACGCAAGAAUCAGAGUCCUCACCCGACGUCUCGACAACACCUCUCGAUAUCGAUAUACCCAUGUUGCCUGAAGUUCAACUCAGAGGUGGGGCGAUACAGUGUGUAUCCCGCCUCCGCGGGCCACCGCUGGGAUCGUCUCAGUUUGGUUUGAUGGUUUUCCAAAGGUGGAAGAACAGCCUCCCUCGUUCUUUACCUAUUCCGACGAAUCAGAUAGUCGUUGGCCUCAAGAUGACCGGCAAUUGCAAGAUAGAGGAUGCCAAAAAAGUCGCGAUGCGGAUUGUCGGUGCCGGAGAGGGCACGGACUCCCAAAACUCUAACGAACAGAGCGCCAGUAACGGUAAUUGCGAGGAUUUCGAAAGCCUCAUUGCCGACUUCUUGAAAUCGAUCGAUACUCCCGUCGAUCAUCCAUCCGCUCAAGUCGUAUCUGCGUCGAAAGCACUAUCGCAUAUGACGAAAAGCGGACAAUCCUAUGUGGAAUUCCUCGUCAAGCAUGGGAUCAACAUGGAUUUGAGGGAUCGUAAUGGGUAUACCGCUCUGCAUUUCGCUUCCAUGGCUGGCUCGAGGGACUGUCUCGCGAAGCUUCUCAAGGCAGGAGCGGAUAGGGAGAUUGUGAAUGCGCUUGGGAAGACAGCUGAGGAAGUUGUCGCGAAAGGAAUGGGUAAGCCUGUCUUUGAGGAGAUUCUUGAGGAGAUGUCGGAUACUCCAGAGGGUGUUGUUUCGGAUGACGGAGAGGCGGAGUGGGGUGAUGUAGAGGAGGAGGUAGAAGUGAAACCAGUUGUGAACUCGAGUCGGCGGGCGAAGAUGGAUAGACGUGCACGUCGGUCAAGAGCUGCUUCGCGAAAAGCCUCCCGCGAGGAGCUUAGGAUCCAUCAUACAUCCAAAACUCCCAGUAUGACACCGUUAGCGACUGCUGUUCCUGUCGAUGGAAAGAAGGAGAAAGAGGCUGCCGCAGUAGAAGUAGACGAUGAGAAGCAGGCGCUAUCGUUCAUCGAUAUGCUCCAACGUACCAUGGCUCAAUUACCUGGUGCCCCUCAAUUACGCUUGCCCCACUUCGCCCUCCUCCCCGGUGUGCCUGCAAUGACUUGGGAAGCGCUACACCAGUUGAAUCAGUUCCAAUGCCCGAUGGUGUUCCCUGUAGCUGUGCCUCUCCUACCUGGAUGGUUGAGCGGUGAACAUCGUCAGGAUCAGGAUGCAGCAGACGUAGCGGACGACAAUGCUGGAAAACUCGCAGGACCAAUCGAGGCUGCACAGGAAUGGAGAGCGUUGUGGGAGAAGUGGCUGGCUCAUGUUCCAUGGCAAGCCACAGAGAUGCCGCCACCGCCUCAGUACACACCUCGAGCAGCCCCAACGGAAGAAGAAUUGAUUUCGACUCCCUCACAACUUGUGAGGUGGGCAUCUUCUAGGGCUUCCGAUUCGGAAUCAGUAGCAGCUCCCCUAUCAGCCACCGACCAGGAGGCCAAGGCUCACGCAUAUCAACCCAAGCUACAGCAGAAGAAACAUGAUCGAAUGCUUUUACUUCUGCACUUUGGGUUACCGGAGACGCCGACCACGGUUAUUUUUGGGCGUGCUCGGAAUGCGGAAGCGAAGAAGGAAAAGGAUUUGAGACCCAAGUUCUCAGAACUCGGGGGAGUGGAUAUCGAGUUUGGUGACUCGUUGAACGGUGGUGGCAUCAGCCGAAGGAGCAGAUUCACGACCAAUCCCAAGGGAUUCACAAUAUUCAAACCAACAAAAUUCAGAAAACACUCGUCACACUCAACGAAGGAGAAGCUCUCGAUGAGAUCUCCUACGAAGCCUCUCUCACCAAACCUCGUUUCGGAUAUCUCAGUCACAUGUCGAAGUUGGAUCUGUAAAGACCACGAACAUACAGCAGCCACCGCGCGCGAAUCCACCAUGACCAAGGAUUCGCGAAAGAUAUAA